GGAGGAGGAGCUCUUUCAGUCUUCUCUGGCUGCCUGUCUCAGAGCUGUGUGGAUUUUCUCCUGCUAAGAAUCACUAUGAGGGUUUUGUGCUUGCUUGCUGUGUUUCUCCUCAUCACUAAAGACCAUAAAAGUUUUGGCAUCUCUCAUCCCAAACCAGCCUGCCGUUAUCCACCAUCUCAGUGGUGUUGGUCUCUGGAGAUUGCCAUAGAAUGCAAGGUCCAGAAGCAAUGCAUGGAGCUUAGUGCCAUUAAGCCAAACCAGACUGUUCCUCCUGUAGCCCUCACUCUGUACUACGAGAGCCUAUGUCCAGAUUGCAGAGCCUUCAUCACCCAACAGCUGUUCCCCACCUGGACAAUGCUGCAGGACAUCAUGUCCCUCACACUGGUUCCUUACGGGAAUGCCAAGGAAGUUUUAUCUGCAAACGGUCCCUUCAGCUGUCAACAUGGAGAGCCUGAAUGCAGAGGAAACAUGAUUGAGGCCUGCAUCAUCCAUUUGACUGGAACCUCCCUGGCAUUUCAAAUAAUCUACUGCAUGGAGUCUGCUUCAAAUGUCCUCAAUGCUGCAGAGCCUUGUCUCCAGAUGUAUACUCCCUCCAUGUCCUGGGCCACCGUUGACGCAUGCGUGACCGGACGUCUGGGUUACGAGCUGAUGCAUGGCUAUGCUGUCAUGACCAGAGCUUUGAACCCUGCUCACACACAUGUUCCUUGGGUCACAUUUGAUGGGGAGUACACAGAAGAGAAUGAAGCUAGGGCAAUGUCCUCACUGUUUCAUUUGGUCUGUGAGCUCUACAAGGGAGUGAAGCCUCCAGCCUGCACCGGAGCCCCGGUCAAACUAAGCACAAGUGGCUGCUUGAAGGAAUGAAUCCCCUUUAACAUUUCUGCCAUGCAUAAAACUGAUUAAAGGAUAACAUGUUUAAUGUAAAUGGACAUUCGGAUAGUACAAAAUAAUCAUACCCCUUAACAUUUUGUGGUUGCAACAAAAACUUAAGGCUGACACAACAAUUGUGAAGUGAAAUAAACAUGGUCUUAAAAAUGA
Messenger RNA from Girardinichthys multiradiatus, 1035 nucleotides. Its product is annotated as gamma-interferon-inducible lysosomal thiol reductase-like. The transcript has 7 exons. NCBI's taxonomy places the organism in Eukaryota, Metazoa, Chordata, Actinopteri, Cyprinodontiformes, Goodeidae. The coding region runs from base 76 to 861 and encodes 261 amino acids. Gene Ontology annotation, cellular component: lysosome. Gene Ontology annotation, molecular function: oxidoreductase activity, acting on a sulfur group of donors, disulfide as acceptor. The record is from RefSeq and is a predicted model, not a curated record.